AUGGACGAGGGAGCGGACGCAUAUGAAGAUGAGAUGGCAUCAGGCUCAUGCCACUUGCCGAAGAGGCAAAAGACUUCCCACUAUCGUGACUCGGCUACCCUGCAGCAUGCCUCAUACACUGUCGCCUGGAUUUGCGCGCUUCCUAUUGAGAGGGCCGCAGCAAUGGCCAUGCUAGAUGAAACCCACAAGCCUUUGCAUACAGAUCCAGAUGAUACAAACACUUACGAACUGGGAAGCAUCAGUCGGCAUAAUGUCGUGAUCGCAUGUUUACCUAAUGGCGGAUACGGCACGAAUAAUGCGGCGAACGUGGUGACCAAUUUGAAACGAACAUUCCCCUCAAUACGUGUGGGGCUGAUGGUCGGGAUCGGUGGAGGCGUCCCAAGUCAGACUAAAGAUAUACGCUUAGGUGAUGUUGUUGUUGGAACAAGAGUUAUGCAGUACGAUCUCGGCAAAAUCAUCGGUGAUGGAGAGAUGCAGAGGACGGGCAUACCCAAAAUUCCCCAUCAGCUGCUUGGUACAGCCGUAUCUGCCCUCCGGUCGAAACAUGAACUUGGGCCUAGUCGAAUAUCGUCUAUUCUGCAACAGAAGCUGGAGGAGCACGUCGGUUAUCAACGGCCAAGCUCACUUGACCGCCUUUUUUGCGUCGAGUAUGAUCAUGAAGAUCCUAAUUCCCCCUGCGAUGAAUGUGACCAGUCAAAAUUGAUCUCACGCAGCCAGCGGAACUCGGACGAUGUCAUGAUUCACUACGGUGCGAUCGCUUCUGGAAACAAAGUGAUCAAGAACGGCAGGGCCCGGGAUAUGAUUGCUCGAGAACUAGACGUUGUCUGUUUUGAGAUGGAAGCGGCUGGCCUGAUGGACACUAUGUCAUGCCUUGUUAUCCGCGGGAUAUGUGACUACGCAGACAGUCACAAAAGCAAGGAAUGGCAGAGGUAUGCAGCAGCAACGGCCGCCGCAUAUGCCAGAGAGUUACUCGGAGAGCUACCCAUGACCGAAGGAAAUGCAAGAACUUUCUUUGUGCCUGAUUCUCGUGAGAGUCGAGUCCAUGACUGCAGACAGAGGCUGAUAGAUUCUUUGCGGUUCGAGCAAAUUGAUUCUCGAAAGUUGACUAUCAAGGCGGCUCAUGCUAAGACAUGUCGAUGGUUCCUGAGCCAUCCCGACUACAAGGCCUGGCUUGACCCUACCAAAUUAUCGCAGCAUCAUGGCUUUCUGUGGAUCAGUGGUAAGCCUGGUGCCGGUAAGUCAACGAUCAUGAAGUUUGCCUACACGAACACAAAGAAUAAAGCUCGCCGUCAACACUCCGUUGUAGCAUCGUUCUUCUUUAACGCUCGUGGUGAAUAUAUAGAGAAGUCAGUGUUUGGCAUGUACCGAUCCCUACUUCUACAAUUGCUCGAAGGUUAUCCUGUUCUCCAGUCAGUACUGGAUGACCCGGAUGUCAUACCCAACGACCAGAGUGGCUGCCCUUCUUUGAAUGUUCUCAAGGAUGUCUUUUGUGACGCUGUCUUGGGUCUCGGUGAAAAAUCGUUCACCUGCUUUGUGGAUGCUCUUGAUGAGUGCGAUGAGCAACAAGUCGUGGAAAUGGUCCAGUACUUCGAAGACCUCGCCGAGCAAGCUACAUCUCAUAAUGUGCCGUUCCGGAUCUGCUUUUCUAGCCGCCACUAUCCUUAUAUCAGCAUAAAGCAAGGACUUCGACUUACGCUCGAGGAUCAACAAGGUCAUUCUGAAGACCUAGAAGCGUAUAUUGCAAGCCGCCUUCGAGUUGAAGACUCCGUGUUCCGCGAAGAGCUAGAGCUACAGCUUCUCAACAAAGCUGCUGGAGUAUUCAUGUGGCUUGUUCUCGUCGUUGAUAUUCUGAACGAGGAGGACAGACGGGGUGGUCUCUACCUCAGAAAGAGACUUGCAGAAAUACCAAGUGACUUGAGCGAACUUUUCAAGGAUAUUCUAAGACGUGACAACAAACGUAUGGAUGAUUUGCUCCUCUGCAUCUUAUGGAUACUUUACGCAAAGCGACCAUUAGAGCCGAAAGAGUUCUAUCAUGCUUUGUGGUCCGGAUUGUCACUCAAAGCUCUACUCGACGACCAGCCGCCUAUCCUCAGCGACCCGGAUUCAAGUGACAGCUUCAAAAGAUUCCAGAAAUGUAUAAUCAGUUCGUCAAAAGGCCUUGCUGAAAUUACAAAAUCCAAGAAGCCAAUUGUGCAGUUCAUUCAUGAAUCAGUCCGGGACUUUCUGAUCAAAGACAAAGGUCUACAGAAAAUGUGGCCAGAGCUUGGCUGGGACCCGGAAGGACCAAGCCAUGAGAUGCUGAAACAGUGCUGCAGUCUCUAUAUGAACCAUGUCUCUCCACGCAUUCUCACCAAGGACGGGGGCAUUCCAGAUCCUGAUGCCCAAAGGUCAUACCCAUUUCUGGAGUAUGCCUGUCAGUAUAUGUUUUACCACUCAGACGCAGCUGCCAGCUUUGCCCCUCAAAAAGAGUUCCUUGAUAGAUGCAAAAUUUAUCGGUGGAAUCUUGUCAACAACUUUGUCGAAAAGGUCAAGGCCCAGCGAUACAUGUCAAUUGCGGAUGAUGCAAGUCUAAUAUACAUCCUCGCCGACAAAGGAUGUCCAAAUCUUAUUCGCAUAAGAAUGAGGGACUAUCCGGAUAUCCAUCGAAGUUGUCCGGCCGAGCGAUACAAAUACCCCAUUUUUGCUGCGUUGGCCGCCGGUAACCAAGAGACCGUUGCUGCUCUGCUGAAUACCCCUUCGUACAUUUACGAUGGAGAAGACAUUACGAAAGGCUUGAAAUACAGACAAGACAUGAAUGGCUGUGAGAAGUUGACUCCCCUGACUUGGGCAGCCCAAGAAGGACGUUCAAGCAUUGUUCGCCUUCUUCUCUUCCAGGGGGUCGAUAUUGAUGAGGCAGAUCGACAAGGCAUGACUGCUCUUUGCAGGGCUUUGGCGAGCUCCCAUGAAGAGACUGCGAUGCUCCUCAUUUCCGGCGGAGCGAAUGUGAACCCCUCCACUGUAGGUAUACCAGCUCCUCUGCAUUAUGCUUGCGAGCAAGGACUUGACAAUGCCGUAAGCAUCUUUCUUGAUAAAGGAGCUGAAAUUGAUGUUGUGGGUGAUUUUCGAAGGCAACCACUUUCAUAUGCCUGUCAAGGUGGCCAUCUUAGGACAGUAAAGCUUUUGAUAAAGAGCGGAGCAAAAAUGAACGUUACAGACGAUUAUGGUGCUGUACCUCUGCUCACUGCGUUAGAAGCCGGACACCUUGAAGUAGCGCAAUUUCUCAUCAACAAUGGCGCAGACAUUAACGCUAAGAAUCACUAUGGAGAGUCGCCUCUUUCACAUGCAUCGAAAAAGGGGUAUGAACGGUUAGUCCGGCUUCUUCUUGACAGUGGAGCGGAUGUGGACGUGAGAGAUUUGGCUGGGAGCACGCCGCUUUUCUUGACCGACACGCCGGAAAUAGCCAAACUCCUCAUCGAACAUGGCGCAGACGUCAACGCAAAAGAUAAACAAGGAAACACGCCACUUCUAACAUUCGCUUUGGCGCUCCAUGUCAAGACAAGCGAACCCCCUAGCGUCAAAGAAGGCGACGAGAUCAUUGGAAAUGAGCACUCGAUUUCCCCGUCCUCUCCGACCCCCAACGAUUCGAGGAUUCCGGCAGUACUCAAAGUUCUCCUUGAGCACGGAGCUGAUGUUAAUGUUCGAAAUGAAUUUGGAGAAACGCCGCUCUUGCGCUCCCUGCAAUACGGACACGAGCCGCUUGCGAGACUACUUAUCGAGCACGGAGCAGACGUCAAUGCUACGACCGAGGACGGGGAAACAGCACAUGGUAGCCGUGAAAAGAAAGAACGAAGGUCUUGUGAGACUUCUUAUUGA
Molecule: messenger RNA, 3852 nt
Organism: Penicillium daleae
Lineage: Eukaryota; Fungi; Ascomycota; Eurotiomycetes; Eurotiales; Aspergillaceae
Product: Pfs, NACHT and Ankyrin domain protein
Exons: 2
Coding region: 1-3852 (1283 amino acids)
Biological process (GO): nucleoside metabolic process
Molecular function (GO): protein binding; catalytic activity
Source: RefSeq, a predicted model, not a curated record